Molecule: messenger RNA, 2138 nt
Organism: Scomber japonicus (chub mackerel)
Lineage: Eukaryota; Metazoa; Chordata; Actinopteri; Scombriformes; Scombridae
Gene: irf4l
Product: interferon regulatory factor 4 like
Exons: 8
Coding region: 11-1363 (450 amino acids)
Biological process (GO): immune system process; regulation of transcription by RNA polymerase II
Cellular component (GO): nucleus
Molecular function (GO): DNA-binding transcription factor activity, RNA polymerase II-specific; RNA polymerase II cis-regulatory region sequence-specific DNA binding; protein binding
Source: RefSeq, a predicted model, not a curated record
UUGGGCAGAGAUGAACCCCGACGUGGAUUACGGUGGCUCCGGGAGCAGCGGUAACGGGAAGCUGAGGCAGUGGCUGAUCGAGCAGGUGGACUGCGGGAAAUAUCCCGGUCUGGUGUGGGAAAACGAUGAGAAAACCAUCUUCAGGAUACCAUGGAAACACGCCGGGAAACAGGACUACAACCGGGAUGAGGAUGCCGCGCUUUUCAAGGCCUGGGCGCUGUUUAAAGGCAAGUUUCGGGAGGGGAUCGACAAGCCAGACCCGCCGACCUGGAAGACACGUCUCCGCUGCGCCCUCAACAAGAGCAAUGACUUUGAGGAACUGGUGGAGAGGAGCCAGCUUGACAUCUCAGACCCUUACAAAGUCUACCGCAUCAUCCCCGAGGGAGCCAAGAAAAGACCCAGACAGGAAGACAGUCCUCUGAGUCCGAUGAGCUAUGGGGGGCACGCGACCUACCCUGCCCUGCAAACUCAGAUGCCUCCGUACCUGAAUCCAGCUGAAUGCAACUGGAGAGACUUUGCUACGGAGCAGACCACCCUGCCGGAGCUGACCUUCUCUCAGUGUCCCUGUCCCCCUCGCAGCUUGCCGUGGCAGGGGCCAGCUAUGGAGAAUGGGUAUCAGCUCAGAGCCUCAAUUUACUCUUACGGUCCUGCUGAUAGUCAGUCUUCGCCUUUUACACUGGACGCCGGCAUCAGAUCAGCGGAGCCACUUUCAGAUUUCCGUCUGCAUGUGUCUGUAUUUUUCCGGGGCAAUCUGGUGAGAGAGGUUACCACCUCCAGUCCGAAGGGGUGUCACCUCACUCCGUGCUCCCCAGAGGAGAAGCACUACCUUUCCCCAGAAGGCCUGGAGCUAGUGCCUCUGCCUGUGGACAGCCUCUCAGCUCAGAGGAGAGCGGAGGAUUGUCCACCGAGUCCUCCGACCAACCUGGAGAGGGGAGUGUUUUUGUGGAUGACUCCAGACGGACUCUACGCCCGCAGACUGUGUCAGAGCCGAGUGUACUGGCAGGCAGGACUGUCGGCGUACGGAGAGAAGCCCAACAAGCUGGACAGAGAGGUCACCUGUAAACUCCUCCACACACAGGACUACCUCACAGAGAUCCAGAGUUACGGGCUCCACGGUCGGCCACUGCCUCAUUUCCAGGUCCUGCUGAAUUUCGGAGAUGAGUGUCUGGACCCACAGAGACAAAGAAGGACCCUCACUGUCCAGGUGGAGCCGCUGUUUGCCAGGCAGCUCCUGUACUACGCCCAGCAGACAGGCGGCUACUAUCGCAGCUACGAGCACCCGGGAGUCACGGAUCACAUAAACACCACCGAGGACUACCAGAGAGCCAUCACGCACCAUCACAGCAGCAGCCUGCAGGAGUGAUCGGAGGGAUCGGAGUGAGUUCAAGUGACUGUUUAAAAACGCGGGACUUCAAAUUUCACGCGACGAGCCUACGAAGAGCGGACGCCGAUAUGCAUCUCAAAUGGACCUUUAAUGCCAGUUAACUAUGAAUGUGUGUGUGUGUGUGUGUGUGUGUGUGUGUGUGUUUUUAUAUGAUUGUGUGUGUGUGUGUGUGAGUGUGUGUCCAGAACCAAAGUUGCAGUAUUAUUUUCUUUGUUUUUUCUUUCUCUUACUGUAUUUUCAGAGCACAGGGACUAUUUUUCAUUCAGCUUAUGUGAACAAAACUGACAGCUUCGGUUGAUUGUACUCUCGAGAACUGUGAGGUGAUUUUUAGUGCCUUAAAGGAAUAAUUUGACAUUUUGGGAAAUGCACUCGAGUACAUGAACAUUACCAAACUGCUGGUAUCAAUCUAAUCUGAACUAAAGUAAAGAAAAGCUAUUUCUCAAAAAUGUUGAACUAUUCUUUUACUGUAUGUAGAUUUUUUUUCUUUUUUUUUUUUAACUGUACAUAAUUUAGACUUUUCUGUUACUAGGAGACACUAUCAUCACCAUUUAGUAAAUUAUGAAUGAACAGACGUCUCGGGCCCGGCUGGAUGUUUGAGAAAAACUCAGGGAUUUGAUUUUUCGAUAAGCUUCUUCUACUCAAUUUUUGUAUCACAUAGAAAUAUAUCAUGUAACUGUAAGUAAGUGUCAUACGUCAAAUCUGAGAAGAGUUGAAGUGACUGUUACAAGCUUAUUUUUGUGUGUAUGUGUGUGUG